Molecule: messenger RNA, 1719 nt
Organism: Rattus rattus (black rat)
Lineage: Eukaryota; Metazoa; Chordata; Mammalia; Rodentia; Muridae
Product: protein FRA10AC1 homolog
Exons: 14
Coding region: 462-1433 (323 amino acids)
Biological process (GO): dephosphorylation
Molecular function (GO): phosphatase activity
Source: RefSeq, a predicted model, not a curated record
GAGCCGUGGGCGUAUUUGGUAUCAGAGAGGACUUUGAAACUGGUUCCUUCUAGGAGUUGAUUCUAAUUUUUAUUUUGACAGAUUCGGGAGGCAGCAGAUGCCCCAUUCUCGAGCUUUCCUUAACUCCAGUCGAUUGGUAGCAUGAUUUGAGUGAGAGCUUUUUAGUGAAGCUACUGAGUUAGGAUAGGUCAUGGGAUGGAUGAAGCUGCCAGAGGAAAAAGAAAUGGGCAUUCGGAGCAGGGAAGUGGAUCCCGGAUGAGGGGGUCAAGAUGAUCUGCUAGUUCGAUUUACAGGUUUUACUGUACUAGAUACCGUACCCAAACUCUUUAAGCUUGACGUCUUACUCGUGCGACGUCCGGACUUCUUUACAUAACCUUUAUGGUAAACUUUACAUAAGCGGGGAAGCCGAGAAGAUUCUGCAAAGCUCCAGGCCCCACACUGCGGGUUUUCCUCCAUCAGCUAUGAAGCAAGUGAGGAUAGAGAUGCAUGGGCAUGGGGGCUAUGACUCUGAUUUUAGUGAUGAUGAGCAAGGUGGAGGAUCCAGCAAAAAGAGGAAGAAGACAGUUGAAGAUGAGUUGCUGCUUACAAAACCAUUUCAAAAAGAAAAAUAUGGAAAGGUGGCCCAUAAACAAGUUGCUGCAGACUUGCUGGACAGGGAAGAAGCAAGAAAUAGAAGGUUUCAUCUCAUAGCUAUGGAUGCUUAUCAAAGACACACAAAGUUUGUAAAUGACUAUAUUUUGUACUAUGGUGGCAAAAGAGAGGACUUUAAGCGGUUGGGGGAGAAUGAUAAGACAGAUCUGGAUGUUAUACGAGAAAAUCACAGAUUCCUAUGGAAUGAGGAGGAUGAAGCAGACAUGACUUGGGAGAAGAGACUUGCAAAGAAAUACUAUGAUAAAUUAUUCAAGGAAUAUUGCAUAGCUGAUCUCAGUAGAUACAAAGAAAAUAAGUUUGGAUUUAGGUGGCGAAUAGAAAAAGAAGUAAUUUCAGGAAAAGGCCAGUUUUUUUGUGGGAAUAAGUGUUGUGAUGAAAAAGAAGGUUUGAAGAGCUGGGAAGUCAACUUUGGUUAUACUGAGCAUGGUGAAAAGAGAAAUGCGCUUGUUAAAUUAAGAUUAUGCCAAGAAUGUUCCUUUAAAUUAAAUUUUCAUCACAGGAGAAAAGAAAUCAAGUCCACAAAAAAAAGGUCUAAAACCAAGACUGAGUCUGACGAGUCACCUCAUAAGAACUCCAGAUCAUCAUCUUCAGAGGAGGCCUCCCAGGGGAAGGAUAAAGGACAUUCAUCCUCGAAAAGGUCAGAAGAUUCUAGAAACACAGGAAACGCUGAUGAGGAAGACAGUGCUUCAGACUCUGAGCUCUGGAAGGGUCCACUGCCAGAGACAGAUGAAAAGUCACAGGAAGAAGAAUUUGAUGAUUAUUUUCAGGAUUUGUUUCUGUGACCUGGGAGAGAGAACCUUAUUUAUUCCUUGGUGAGGAAACGUACGCAGACACUCAGUGACCGUGUCCAUGCUGUUGAGUCCGGACAGCACUGGGACAGAUACUUCAGAGCACGGGACGUUUCAGACAUUUUCUCCUUCCCUGGUGUGGCUUCUCAGUUGCUCAUCUAACACCUGUUUGGGCUCUAGCUCUCUGGCAUAUGACAAACUUGUUUCAAGUGUCAUUGAAUGCGGAGUGAUUUGCUUUAAGCUGUAAAUAAAUUGCUUAGCUUCUUAUUCUAAAAUGUCA